Molecule: messenger RNA, 1737 nt
Organism: Pollicipes pollicipes
Lineage: Eukaryota; Metazoa; Arthropoda; Thecostraca; Pollicipedomorpha; Pollicipedidae
Exons: 11
Coding region: 247-1737 (496 amino acids)
Molecular function (GO): zinc ion binding; ubiquitin protein ligase activity
Source: RefSeq, a predicted model, not a curated record
UGCACCAAACAUGUGUGGUGCAAUUACUUCCUGGGCAUCUUUAAUGACAAGACAGCUUUGAAUUUGCUGCAUGCCUUGUGCUCAUGUCAAGUGCCUGUCACCAACAGAGGUGUUAAUGCUUCAUGUAGAAUGCUGUUGCAUGGUCCAUUGAUGGCCAAACUGUUCCCCUCAGUGGUGGGGCUUGCAUCCCAAUGAGAGACUUCAAAGCACUGCAUAGUUAAUAGCACCCACUAUUUUCAGACCAGCAUGUCUCCCCCAAAGCUGCUGGCCUGUCAUGCCUGCUCGAGAGGUUACAUGUCCAAAGUGACGGCCCAGAACAAGAAGCGGUGUCCGGCGCUACUCGACUGCGGCCACAGCGUCUGCGAGGGGUGCGUGCGCAGCGCGGCCAGCAAGGGCCCGCUGCUGGCCUGCCCGCAGUGUCAGCAGUUAACAGUUGUGGAGGACAAGAAGCUGCCAUCAGACGCCUUCAUCAAUGGCUGUCUCGUUAUCAACAUGAGACCACCGCUUAAUGAGGACACUGUCGGCUUCGUCACGCAGAGGAAGCCACGGCGCGUGUCGGAGAAGGCGCUGAACUCGGCGGUGUCCGAGAAAGAUAAAUGCGAAGAGUGCAAUGUGAACCACGGUUCACUGACCUGCCCGAAAUGCGAAGACUGUCGAUUUUGUCAGAGCUGCUUCAACAAAGUACACCAGGGGUCGAGGCUCCUGUCGCGUCACGUUCCGCGCGCGGCCACACCGGCGGCGGCCGGCUCUGGCGACGGUGGCGCCGCGGCGGCCGACCAGUACUGCCCUCUACACGAACGCCGCCCGCUCGAGUACUACUGCACGGAUGACGACGUGGCCGUGUGUUCGCACUGCUCCAUCUCUGGCGAGCACAAGGGUCACACCGUCGAGACCGUCAGCGAGCGGAACGCCCGACGCCGGCCGGAGCUGCUGCAGGCGACGGAGCGGGCACGCAACACCUACCUGCGCCUGCGCAUGGCCGCUCAGAGCCUGCGUGCGGCGCCGGCGGCGGACACGCUGGACCCCGCGUGCCUGCUGGACACCAUCCACGACCACUUCAGCCAGCUGCACGGCCAGCUGCAGUUGCGCCAGGCGGCGCUGUCGGCACAGCUGCUCGCCGCCGCCGAGUCCCAGCGCGCCCACGUCCGCCAGCUGAGCCUGCGUGCGGCGCCGGCGGCGGACACGCUUGACCCCGCGUGCCUGCUGGAUACCAUCCACGACCACUUCAGCCAGCUGCACGGCCAGCUGCACUCCGAGCAGCUGUACGCUGCGGUGCACAGCUCCAGGCAGCUGUACGCUGCAGUGCACAGCUCCGGGCAGCUGAACGCCGCGGUGCACAGCUCCGGGCAGCUGAAUGCUGCGGUGCACAGCUCCGAGCAGCUGUACGCUGCGGUGCACAGCUCCGAGCAGCUGAACGCUGCGGUGCACGGCUCCGAGCAGCCGUACGCUGCGGUGCACAGCUCCGAGCAGCCGUACGCUGCGGUGCACAGCUCCGAGCAGCUGAACGCUGCGGUGCAUAGCUCAGAGCAGCUGAACGCUGCGGUGCACAGCUCCGAGCAGCUGAACGCUGCGGUGCACAGCUCCGAGCAGCUGAACGCUGCGGUGCACGGCUCCGAGCAGCCGUACGCUGCGGUGCACAGCUCCGAGCAGCCCUCAGGCUGCGUCGUGCGCCCGCUGGUGGAUCAGGAGCGGGGCGAGAAGCCUACUGGGGGAGCGGUGUCAGCGGUGCGUCGGUGA